Phoenix dactylifera (date palm) is the source of this 2230-nucleotide messenger RNA. Its product is annotated as type IV inositol polyphosphate 5-phosphatase 9-like. Gene Ontology annotation, biological process: phosphatidylinositol dephosphorylation. NCBI's taxonomy places the organism in Eukaryota, Viridiplantae, Streptophyta, Magnoliopsida, Arecales, Arecaceae. Gene Ontology annotation, molecular function: phosphatidylinositol-3,4,5-trisphosphate 5-phosphatase activity; phosphatidylinositol-4,5-bisphosphate 5-phosphatase activity; inositol-polyphosphate 5-phosphatase activity. The record is from RefSeq and is a predicted model, not a curated record.
GGUCUUGCUCACGUGAGCAAAUUAAAUACGCAAGUGGGUAAUGCAAGUUGGCAAGCAUGAUGAGGGCUUUUCGGACCUGAUCCCUUCUGCCGCCCUAUUCUUCCAUUCCGCGUUAACUUCAGAGUUCAGAUUAAAAUACGCCCUAUUGUCCCUCAUAACAAACCCUCCGGAUGCAAGGAAAGGAAGACCCAAGUAGGAACGCUCGAUCUGGGUUGUUGAGUCCUGGUCCCCGGUUUCACUUCUCCUUUCUCUUGUCCUUCUCUAUAAGACUAAUUUCCAGCGUGAAGAUAUUCCCAUUUCCCACCAAUUGCAAGCUUUAACAUGCAUCAUCUUCGUCGUCAGAAGAAGCUUAUUGCCUUCUCUCUUCCAACUUGCCAAUAUUCAAUAUAUUUUAGUGCGUAGAAAGGCCCUGUAGGGAGUCCCAGCCAUGGCCCUGCCCACCAUCCCCAUCCCACCUCCUUUUUAUCUCUUCAUUCUCCUCUUUCCACCCCUUUGUUCCAUUUGCUUUCUUCUCCUCCAACCCCCAAAAGCAACCCCUCCCCCUAGCACCCUAAAUCCUAUCCUAACCAUCACCAUGCCUGAAAACCAAAACCAAGGAGAGGUCAUGUGGCCUAGAUUGGUGUUCAACAAGCUGCUUCGACGGCCUCGGGGCAGCUAUUCCUUCAUCGCGGACUUCCCGAGCACCGAGAUGCAGCUCGAAGUAGCCAGUUUAGAUGAUCCCAUCAGCCUGAACAGACGAUCUAAUGAUCAAAUGGACGCACAAAAGUACAAGCUGUUUGUUAGUACAUGGAAUAUUGGUGGUAUCCCACCGCCCGAUGAUCUAAAUUUGGAAGAUUGGUUAGACACGAAGAAUAACUCCUAUGACAUCUAUGUUCUUGGGUUCCAGGAAAUUGUGCCGCUUAGUGCCAGAAACAUCCUAGGCCCGGAAAAGAGUACAGUAGCCAAGAAGUGGAACUCACUCAUUACGGCAACAUUAAACAACUCCCAAUCCAGCACACAAAGAGGCCGGGAAUCCAAGCAAGGGGAGAAGCAGAAGUUGCAUCCAGUCAAGCAAGGCACUUCCGAGAAAAGCAUUAUGCAAGACAUUCGAUGCAUCAUAAGCAAGCAGAUGGUAGGUAUUCUAGUCUCCGUGUGGGUGAGAGGUGAUCUCCGACGAUACAUUCGCCACCCUAGCGUCUCCUCUACUGGUUGUGGCGUUAUGGGCUUGCUAGGGAACAAGGGUGCAGUGUCGGUUAGGUUUUGCCUGCAUGAGACGAGCUUCUGCUUUGUAUGCUGUCAUUUGGCUUCAGGAGGAAAAGAAGAGGAUGCGAUGCACAGGAAUUCAGACGCCAUGCAGAUAUUCACGAGGACAAGCUUUCCUCGUCGGCGCCCUUCUCUUGAUUUGCCACAAAAGAUUCUGGAUCACGAUCGGAUAAUCAUGCUUGGAGACUUGAACUACCGAAUCUCCUUGCCGGAGGACAAAACACGAACACUGGUGGAACAAAAGGAGUGGAACAUUCUGUUAGAGAAAGAUCAGUUGAGGGGAGAGGUCUCGGAGGGUCGGGCAUUUGAAGGUUGGCAUGAGGGUGCGAUCGCGUUCUCUCCCACGUACAAAUACUACCCAAACUCAGAUGCAUAUCAUGGGUGCAUUCAACGCAAAAAAGGCGAGAAAAGACGAGCUCCAGCAUGGUGUGACCGGAUUCUGUGGCGUGGGAAGGGCUUGAAGCAAAACCUAUAUGAUCGAUGCGAGUCUAGAUUAUCCGAUCACCGGCCUGUGAGAGCAAUUUUCACCGCAGUGGUUGACGUCCCGAGAACUAAGAACUCCUUAAGAAGUUUUUUCUUAUCGGACAGAUUGGAUCAAAUCGCUAGCGAUUUUGAUUGUUAUCCAAUGGAGACCGUAUUUUGGAGUUCAUUGUGAGCUUUAGCUAUCAUAUGGGCGACCCUUUCGUCAAGCCUCCAGAGAGCUUGGGAAGCUAUUUUUAGUGCAAUUAACUUUCUGGUCUCUCCUCGCAUAUAUAUUUAGAGAGAGAGACCACAACCCAGUAAAUAAUCCUAUAUCCAGGUUUUAUAAUUUGUUUAUAGCAGAGAUUAUAUAGUGUUAGUGAUUAGGCCCGUCUAAUCUCUUACUCAGAAAAAAAGGGGAGGGAAAAAGCAUCACAUAAGAGUGCGUCGUGAUGCUGUACGUUUUGUAUGGACGAGAAAAAGAGAUCGAAAGUUUAUUACUGAUAAGUUUGCUUAAAGAAUAAAAGAA